AUGACCGCCCGCGGAUGCAGAAAUGUCAGCCGUGCCUCCCGCGCCCCGGCCGCAGAGCUGCGCCUGAAGCGCGGCAGCCCUGGCCCGCGGAGGGGCUCACCACCAGCCGGCCUUCCUAGCCCCCCACCCCCCCGGACCGCCCUGCGUCCUCUGAGACCCCCCCCCGGAGAAGCCAAGGGUGGGGGAGACGGGGGUGAGCUGCGGGGGGGCGCCGACCGCCACCAAGAGCAGAGGGACCUCUGCCCACGGCGGGAGGACGGCGCCGGGCCCCACCCUCGCGGCCGGCCCCGCCCCUCGGCACGCCACACAGAUGCACCACCACAUGCUUUCCUCCAGUGCGCACUCAGCCCCGGACCCAAGCUCGGGAGAGCCAGGGACUGCCGGCCCUCUCAGGGGCCUCCACCUGCUCCAGGCUGCCAGAGAAAGACGCGCUCGGCGGCCCGUCCAGCAGUGGGGGGCCUUGGCACAGGGAUGUCCAGCGAGGGGCCGGGCAGCCCCAGAGCCUGGCACCUGCGGCGACGCAGGACGCAGCUGUUGACUGAGCAUGCAGUGCCCGCCCCGGCCGGCCCCAGUGGGGGCGAGGAAGCAGGACCCCAAGCCCACAGGCCGCGCCCCUGUCAGCCACGGGGGACGGACCUGGAGGACCCGGAGGACCCGGAGGACCUGGAGGGCGGGGCCCUGGAGGAAGAUUUGGUGGGAGGCGAGACCCCCGCCACGGCCGCACCGCCCUCCCACCUGGUGAAGCCCGCCGGCCCGUGGCAACCUGGCUCCCCCACACCGCACAGUCGCAGACCCCAGGCAGCCUCGCCAGACCCCGGAGUAGAAAGCAAGCUGGUGGUGGGAGGACACGGUGAGGCUGCCCGGCCCCCGAGCCCGCCCCCACUCUGGCCCUGCGGGGGGCACCGGCGCAGACUGAGCCCUCGCUGGACAUCACCGCGCCACCAACCCCGCUUCCGCGCAGAGCCUGGCGCUGUCCCCAGCCUGGGGAUGCAGAGGACCGGGCCGAAGGCCCCCGCUGAGGGCCCUGGGGCCUGGGCCGCGGGCCUCACGCGUGUCUGCCCGCAGCACACAGAACCACCCGGUGGCCGCAUUCCUCCUCCCGCAUCCACCCACUCAGCACCCCUGGCACGGUGCCCCUGGCAGGUGACCUCGCCGUGGCUGGAGGGUGGAGGGCAGGCUGGGGUCCUCCAGAAGGGCUCGCGGGACAGAAGGCGCUGUCUGCCCUCGAGCCUGGGCCAAGGGCACGCAUCACCCGCUGUGCCCGGCCGUGGGGAGGCUUGCUGCUGGGCCCGGGCGGAAGCCCUCGCUUGGGGCCUGGGCCACCCUGGGAACACUGGUGAACCAGGCCUCACAGGCCGCUCUGCCCGCGAGACGGCUCAGGGAGAGCUGGCCAAGGCGGGUCCGAGGGCUGCUCGGCCCCCAGAGGGCCCGGGGGUGAGAGCAGGAGGGGCGGAGCCGCCCGUGCCUGGGGUCUCUCCCAAACGCACCUUCUGGAAAACCCACCCUUCCGCUGGGGACACCUCGGCUGCGCUGUGCGGAGGGGUCCCCCCGGCAGCCCACGCCUCAGACCUCAGGGCCGUGUCCUCCCGAGCAGCAGGCCCCGUCCUGGGCCCCCGUCUCCGGCUCCCUGCUCCCACGCUGAGCGGAGCGGUGGAGAGGACGGGGACCCGCCCGCCACUCACCCCAGGAUGCCCCUUGGCCCAGCUCUGGGCGCCCCUCGUGCCGCUGGCCCCUGUGGGGGUCUCAGGGCCCCCCCCGUGCCUGGGCCCUGUUCUCGGCGGGCUCGGGCUUUCUGAGCCGUGUGGACCCCUUCCCACGGGCCUCCCUCUCAUCCCAGCCCCUCCAGGGAGAAGACCCCGCCCAUCUCGCCUGCAGCCUCGGGACGCCCACGAGGCCUCAGUCCUGGACAAGCAGCUCACGGCCCUGGUGCGGAGGGGUGGGGCCUCACACAACGGGAGCCCCCUGCAGUCAGCAGGACCAUCGCAGGAGGAGACGGUGCUGCACCCUCAGGGAACCGGCAUCCGACACAAGACACAUCUCUCACAAGACACAUCUCUUCCCAAGACGACUGCCCCGGCCCAGCGCCCUCUGCGUGCGCAGUGA
Hippopotamus amphibius kiboko is the source of this 2103-nucleotide messenger RNA. Its product is annotated as basic proline-rich protein-like. The transcript is spliced from 9 exons. Bases 1 to 2103 code for a protein of 700 amino acids. NCBI's taxonomy places the organism in Eukaryota, Metazoa, Chordata, Mammalia, Artiodactyla, Hippopotamidae. The record is from RefSeq and is a predicted model, not a curated record.